Messenger RNA from Eimeria tenella, 576 nucleotides. RefSeq lists its product as uncharacterized. Lineage: Eukaryota; Apicomplexa; Conoidasida; Eucoccidiorida; Eimeriidae. The coding region runs from base 1 to 576 and encodes 191 amino acids. The record is from RefSeq and is a predicted model, not a curated record. The transcript has 3 exons.
AUGCAGCAGCAGCAGCAACAGCUGGAGCAGCAGCAGCAGCGCAUGCAGAGGCUGCAGCACACGGAACUCAUGCAGCAGCAGCUCCAGCUCAAGCAGCAGCAGCUGCUGCUUCAGAUGGAGCAGCGCCAGCAGCAGGAACAAGAGCAGCUGCAGCAGCAGCAGCAGCUCGAAAAGCAGCACGCACAGGAGAAGCAGCAGCAGCAGCAGCAGCAGAAUAUGGGAAGCAGGGAGACAGAACUCAAAGAGGACAGCCAGACUGCAGCAGCAAAUGCAGGAAGCAGCAUCACAGAAAAUGCAGGCGAAGUCCGAGCAGCAGCAGCAGCAGCAGACAUUAGCCCCUGGCCGCCAGAUGCCGUGAAGAGAGGCAUAGUGUCAAACCAGGCGCUGCAGUACGUGCUGGACAGCGCGCGAGCUGCGCAGAUUAGAGAAAAGGGUUUGGAGGGGACUUUUGAGGAGACAGUAGAUUUGCGGGGUUGUCGAGAUGCAGCAGCAGAAGCUCCAGCAGCAGCACAGCAGCAGCAGCAGAUUCGUACGCGACUUUUUCGGUGCGGGACUUCCACUGCUCCGCAGCAGUAG